GUACAACUUUUUUUUCUGCGUUUGGGCGCAGAUGAUGUAGCCACAAUUCUGUUAGCCUUGCUGGUCCCGAUGAUCUAGCGGCCGUUCGUCCCUGGCCUUGUGGUCCCAGCUAGAAUGCACAAGCUCUAAUAAGGCUCUCGGAUGAUCAGGGGUCCUCCGACAACUUUCCUUCUGGUCUCACGCGCAGCUUGUUGAAAGACACCUUUCUUCCGUAGAUACCCAUUCUUGUCACUCUUUUCUUCACCGUCCUCGUUUCCAAUAGAUGUCGGUCUUCAGUCCACAUUAGAGAGAGAUACAAGAUGGCGCCAAAGCAGAAGGAGGGCGACGUGGUGUUCUCUCUCAAUGGGAAAUAUAUUUCUUGGGCUCAUACUGUUGUCGCAUACGCUGCCUUCAUAGGGGCCUUGAUCGUCGGGGUCUCUCUACAUUACCACAAAAUUGUAGAAAACGAACACUAUGGCUAUCCUGACGAGUGGUUUCCUUCUGUUUCUGCCACCAUUGGCGAUCGAUAUCCCGAACGAUCCGUUUUCAUGGUCUUCAUAGCCAUCACUUCGGGGCCUCGAUUCGCACUGGUUGGACUGUGGUAUUUUCUUACAAGAAGACCGAACACAAGCUUGCCAGGUAUUAUUGCAGCUACGGGUGUGUUCAGGACAGUUACCUGCGGAGGAUGGACAUACGUGACAUCUACCGACGACCACAACUGGCACGACAUCUUCAUGAUCUCGUACCUUGUGGCUACUCUCCCUUGGACGUUAGGGUGCCUCGCCCUGAGUCCACCAAAUCCUAAAGCCAUUCAAUAUCGAAAAAUUCUGGCCGGACUGUUUUUCGGCACUCUUGUGCCUCUAAUCUACUUUUUUAUUCAACAUAAGGUCCAUAAGGUGGCUGGUGCUUACACGAUAUAUGCAUUUUUCGAGUGGGCACUAAUUCUUUUCGAUGUGGGCUUUGACGCUGUCACUGCGCUUGAUUUCGAGACAUUUGAGGUUGUUGUGAAAGAUGUGAAGGGUCUCAGCAGAGGUGAUGCGAAACUGCUCAAAGAUUCAGUGAAGGAGAAGGAACGUGACAGUGCUCUUAUUCAAACCUCAACAUUCGAAGGACCCUACUACUGGCCUGCCAUGUUGGAUGCCACUGCUGACAUCCUCCAUGGCUUCUUCUUCUGGUCCAUUCUUACUUCACUGGGGGUCCUCGUCUGGUAUUUUCCAUUAUGGCAUAUGGGGAUCUCAGGCUAUGAAGCGAUGAUCAUGUGCACUGUCUCACCAGUCUUACUUAGCAUCCCUCCUAUUCGAUCCCUUGCCAUCAAAUACAACCGUUGGGUUCACAUGUCCUCCUUGGUAGGGCUCCUUGCGUGGCUUGUCAAGGAUCCGGCAUAUCGACUGUUUACUGUUUCCUUUGCUUUAGCAGCUGGAUGCCUGGCAUGGUCCGCGGAGUGGUAUGCUGAAAGAAGAAACUCGGCUCGUCUCCAAAGUCGAAUCUUGGCCUGGACGAUUGGCCUCAUUCUAUCGAGUAUUGCUAAGUUCGCAAAUCAUACAAACAAUCCUGUCUGGCCGAUCAUGAAUGCUGAAAAUGGUGGUUGGAAUAAGACUGGUUUGAUCGUGGCUAUCCUCGCUGUCUGGCGGUCUACUCGUCCGGUGUCCGUCAGUGGUGGGGAUUAUGUCCCUCCAAACGCCAAAAAGGGGUCUGGCCUAAUGGCAGGACUUGGCCUUGCUGGAUUGUUCUUCGGCAUGCAUUCCUUGCUCUCGGAUUCUAGUACCAUGAUUCUUUGGGUCUGGGAGGGGUUUCCAGUCCGAGGUCCAUUGGCUGUGCCUCAUGGUGCAGUCACAAUCUUGGCUAUGAGUGCAGGUCUCUUCGUCGGAAUCGCGUUACCGAGCUUCCUUACAUCUUGGACAGCAUAUGGACUCGGAGCCGUGGGCGCUGCAUUGCUCACAUUAUACCCUGAGUGGACCGGCUACUAUGGUGGUCUUCUCUUGGCUUUCUAUCUUAUGGGAGUGGCUCCCAGUUUGAUCGCAUCAGCAGUCCAACACAACCCGGCGCUCACUUUUGGGUUUGGCUACUUCAUUUACAACAUAAUGCUGUUAUUCCAUGUAUGGGUUGUGGCCUAUGCCUUUGUGCCUGGUGGACCUCUCGUGAGAGAGCAUACAGACUGGGUCAUGAUAACGACCAUGCUACUGGUUGGCGCUGGCGUUUUUUCGGUUUUGAUAACCAACACGAGCCAUCAACAGAAGAGCACUUCAAGCCCACGAGGACGGAAACAGACCGCCUACUAUCUGCACAUUCUACUUGCCCUGCAGCUGUUGACUGGCUCGAUCGCGUACCUCCGGUUCCCCACAAACAACUACGAGCCCUACCACAAAGACGAUAAGCUGAUCACAGCUGGUAUCUGGACUAUUCACUUUUCGCUCGACAACGACAUGUGGUCGUCUGAAAGAAGGAUGGCGGCUGCUAUCAAGGAAUUGGAACUCGAUGUGGUCGGGCUGCUAGAGUCGGAUAACCAACGGAUCAUCAUGGGCAAUCGUGACACUACCCAAUAUCUGGCCGAAGAUCUUGGUAUGUACGUGGACUAUGGUCCCGGACCAAACAAACAUACCUGGGGAUCAGCGUUGCUCUCCAAAUUUCCGAUUCUCAACUCGACACAUCAUCUGCUCCCUUCGCCUGUUGGUGAGCUUGCGCCGGCCAUUGAGGCUACUCUGGAUGUCUAUGGUACACCGAUCGAUGUUUUCGUCUUCCACUCCGGACAAGAGGAAGAUCCCGAAGAUCGUCGCCUCCAGUCAGAGUACCUCGCCAAGGCCAUGCGUGCGACUCCUCGCCCCGCCAUAUUGCUGAGCUACCUUGUGAUCAAGCCUGGAGAAGGCAACUACAACAUAUAUGUGGGUGAGAAGAGUGGCAUGCGCGACAUCGAACCGAGUGAUUGGGAUCGAUGGUGCGAGUACAUUCUCUACAAGGAUAUCAAGCGUGUGGGUUAUGCUCGUGUCAGCCGAGGUACCAUUACAGACACUGAGAUCCAGGUCGGCAAAUUCGUGGUGGGAGAACCAGCCUCAUAUUCUAAUGAGAGAAUCUCAGAGGAGCAAGUUCCGCCAGGCCGAAGAUUCCCAGCACUGUUCCGGGGAGAGGGUGUCCGUGGCCAUAGAUACCAUGUCUUUGAUGAACCAUGGUACUAUGCGUGAGACAGACAUUGACAAUAAAGACUACUUGUACGAUACAACAAAGAGGCAAGAUGGGAGGAACCUCUUCUCGACCAAUCGGAAAAGGGGAAUGGUUUAGAUGUAUUAGCGCGAUGUCUUAUCGUUAUCACGAGAAUAGUGCGGGGAGAAUGCGUCAGGUCUCAUAUGACUCUUCAAUGACUCUUGAAGUGACACCCUCUGCCC
Molecule: messenger RNA, 3356 nt
Organism: Exophiala viscosa
Lineage: Eukaryota; Fungi; Ascomycota; Eurotiomycetes; Chaetothyriales; Herpotrichiellaceae
Product: Frag1/DRAM/Sfk1 family-domain-containing protein
Exons: 6
Coding region: 300-3155 (951 amino acids)
Biological process (GO): GPI anchor biosynthetic process; fungal-type cell wall organization
Cellular component (GO): endoplasmic reticulum
Source: RefSeq, a predicted model, not a curated record